ACCACGUGACAAUUUGUUUACAGUUGUUCUGGAUGAUUCACGAAUCGCGAAAAUUACACCCUUUACUAGGCUGAUUCAUACAAGAUAAAGCUGCUGAUCGUGACAGAACAUUGAAAUACCUUUCACAUGAGAACACAGUUAAAAAAUGAGAACUUAUAAAGAUAAUUUAAGAGGCACAAGUCGUCUAUUGCCAAGGGAAAGUUGGAAUUCAGACAGUUCAAGACCCUCGUUGAGAUACUACGAUUACCCAUCAUUCCAAACUGGUACCAAUAUCUGGAAUCCGGUCACAGAAAAUUUAGCAAGACCAUCAUUACCAAGAGAAUUUUCUAGACUUGGGUUUGAUAACGAAAGAGAUAAGUACAUCAGGGAUGAACACUUUUCUCCUUAUUCCACAUCAGACUGGGAAUCAGAUGAGCACAGACUUUAUAAUAAAGCAAAUAAUGGAAAAUUUUCUAAACCUAUUUCUACCAGACGAGUUCAGCAUGAGGCUCAUGAUCGAUUAGUUCAAAUUCCAAUUCAACAUUAUAGUACUCUCCCAAACUCAAGAAAAAUAGAACAUAAAAGUCUUCCAAAUUCAUGGAUUCCAGAAUAUAAAACUCUUCCCAGUUCAAGGAGGAGAGCUCUGAGAUAUAGUGAUAAUUAUAUUGAUCUGUCAGAUGAAAGUGAUGAAAUAUACAGUGAAAGUCUUUCUGAUGAUUCAGACUGUGAUAUAGCACCUUUUGUAAACAGAAAUUUAAACAACAAUGGUACAGAUGUAAAGACAAGGCGAGGUCGAUCAACUUCCAACCCUCGUACGCAACCAUAUUCCAUGAAUACUAGGAAUAAAUCUCCAAAUGUGGAGACAGACUGCAGAUUAGAUUCACCACCAAAUACUCAUCCUUCUCGUAUAAUACCAACUUCGAAUAAUAUUCGAAGGCAUUCAUCAAGACCUGGACAGCCAAGGUCAUCUGGAACACAUCAUGGUAUAAUUUGUUUAUCUGAUGAUGAAAAUGACAGAAGUAGUAAGCGAAACGACAGGAUAAUGUCAGCAUUACCCUCUUCAAGUCGGUAUGAAAAUGAUCUUUCCAAAAUUUAUGACUAUGAUAUCGAGGUCGCAAACAAGGACAAAAACAUGCCUUCGUCAUCAAAGCAUAGAUCUACUGAGAAAUCUUAUAUCAUUGGAGACGAAGAUUUCCAUGGUGGCAAAAUUUCAGGUGAAAGAAAUGCUGGCUUAAGUGAAGGUGCAAAACAGACCAUCUAUAUCGAUGACAAAAAGCAAAGUUUUUUAAAGUCAAAUACUGAUUCUGAUGGGAAAAUAAUGGCUACACCCAGUUAUCCAGCCUAUGACAUGAUCCGAGACAUAAUCGAACCUGAAGAGAGACAAGUUGAUUAUAUUCGUGGUGAUGGCAACUGUUUCUUCCGGGCUUUAAGUAAAGUGAUAUACAACACAGAAACUUGUCAUGAAGAACUUCGUCAAACAGUUGUAGACUUAAUGGAAAAGUAUCCAAAAGAUUUUGAACAAUUCAUAGAUGGGAAGUCGAUACAAUCUCAUAUAAUUUCAAUGAGGAAGGAUGGGACAUGGGCAACACAAGCAGAAAUAUACGGUGCUGCAACAUUACUGCAACGUGAUGUAUAUAUGUUAUCACCUGAUCAUUCUGGAAAAUUCUAUCGCUGGUUGCUUUUUUCACCAAGAUUUAAACAAAGUGAUGUUGAUUGUUUUGACCUUUGUUACAUAACCUUAUGUCACACAAAUGGAAAUCAUUAUGACAGAAUAGCUCCGCUAGUGGGCAAAUGUAACUGUGCACUGUUGCCACCUCAGUUGUCAGGGGCCAAAGGUCAUGUAGACUUGACAACAGAAUCUGAAGAAGAUUUAUUAAUAGUAUAAAUGAAUUGUACAUAUUAUAACGUUUUUGUGCACUGACUUGCCAUUUUAGUCUUUCAGGUUUUAAAAUAUUAUUCAUGCAUCAAUAUGUUUAUUUAUGAUCAUGUAUCUAAUUGAGUUGUUUUUUUGUAAUACAAAUUAAACAUAGAAACAUU
Messenger RNA from Mytilus californianus (California mussel), 2016 nucleotides. RefSeq lists its product as uncharacterized. Gene Ontology annotation, molecular function: cysteine-type deubiquitinase activity. The record is from RefSeq and is a predicted model, not a curated record. Bases 146 to 1864 code for a protein of 572 amino acids. Lineage: Eukaryota; Metazoa; Mollusca; Bivalvia; Mytilida; Mytilidae. Gene Ontology annotation, biological process: protein deubiquitination. The transcript is spliced from 2 exons.